Lates calcarifer (barramundi perch) is the source of this 4949-nucleotide messenger RNA. RefSeq names its product NACHT, LRR and PYD domains-containing protein 3-like. Gene Ontology annotation, molecular function: protein binding. The record is from RefSeq and is a predicted model, not a curated record. NCBI's taxonomy places the organism in Eukaryota, Metazoa, Chordata, Actinopteri, Centropomidae.
GCAUAUACAGUAAACAGGGUUCUUGUGUGCAGUGACAUUGCUUUCUUUGCUGAUUACAGGUCUGUAAAUCUUCAGUGAACUCUGCAGGAACUGAGUAACAUGACGACAGCUAUGCCAGCCUACAUCAGCUCAAAACUGAAAGUGUUGCUGUGCAUUUAAGUCUAGCUUCGGACAGAGGAUGUUCACACAACAACAGGACUGGCUGAUCACAUGAUCCGAAUGGAGAACAGACAUGGCGCAUGUCCCAGUGCUGCUGUUGGAUACUUUAGAGGAGCUGGUUGACAAAGAGCUUAGGACCUUCCAGUGGUUUCUUUACAGUAAUGUUCUUGAAGGAUUCCCUCACAUUCCAAAGUCUCGGGUUGAUGGAGUAGACAGGCCGGGCAUCGUGGAUCAUUUGGUGCAGACCUAUGGCUAUGAUGAUGCUGUUUCUGUCACAGUGGACAUACUGACGAGGAUGAAGCUAAAACUGUGGGCUGAAAAACUAAAAAAGAAGUAUGAUGAAGUUCCCAGCAAUCAAAUAGGCAAAGAAAUCAACCACCAUGCAAUCCAAGACAAGCUGAAAUCCACCCUGAGGGAAAAGUACCAAAACUUUUAUGAGGGAAAUGCAGAUGAAGGGGACACUGUCUACCUUAACAAAAUCUACACUGAACUGCAUGUGAUUGAAGGAGCCUGGGGAACUUUCAGUGAGGAACAUGAAGUCAGACAGCAGAGGUGCAGCCACGUGUCAACAGAGGAAACCUCAAUUAAAGUUAGCAACAUUUUCAAACCCAAGCCCGACCAAGAGAAGCGAAUCAGAACUGUGCUUACCCAGGGUAUCCCUGGUGUGGGUAAAACUGUCUGUGUACGGAAGUUUACCCUGAGCUGGGCAGAAGGAGAGGAAAAUCAGGACAUCGCCUUCCUCUUCCCACUCCCUUUCCGUGAGCUUAAUCCCAACAUAGAUGAGAAAGAUUACAGUCUGAUGCAGCUGCUCCAUCAGUUCUUCCCUGAGAUGAAACCUCUUGAGGCGCUGGGAACAGAAUGCAAAGUCUUGUUCAUCUUUGACGGCCUCGAUGAGACUCUCCUGCCUUUGAACUUCAAGCACAACAAGGUCUUGAGAGAUGAGACAGAGCCAGCUUCACUGGAUGUGCUGAUCACAAACCUCAUCACGGGAGAUCUGCUUGGGAACGCCCUCAUCUGGAUCACCUCCAGACCUGCAGCAAUCAGCCGUAUUCCUCGAAAACACAUCCAUCAGUGGACGGAAGUCAAGGGCUUUGCUGGUGAACAGAGGGAGGAGUAUUUCAAGAGGCAUGUGCAUGAUGAUAACCUGGCCAUUAGAAUCAUCAGCCAUGUGAAGUCAUCACGAAGCCUCUACAUCAUGUGUCAAAUACCGGUUUUCUGCUGGAUCACAGUCACUGUGAUGAAGAAAAUGUUGCGUGACAACUUGACAGGAGGCAUGCCCAACACCCUGACCGAGAUGUAUGUGUAUCUUCUUCUCUGCCAGACAGACAGGAUGAUAGAAGGACACUACCCAAUGGGAAGUGACAAUGUUGUUUUGAAGCUAGCAGAGCUGGCAUACCGCCAACUAGAGAAGGGUAAGUUGAUCUUUUACGAAGCUGACCUGAAAGAGUGUGGCAUGGAUGUCAAAGAGGCGACUAUCUACUCAGGAGUUUGCACUGAGGUAUUUGUGAUGGAGGGCAGGAGGAGGCGAGAAGUUUUUAGCUUCGUACAUUUGACAGUUCAGGAGUUUCUGGCAGCUGUGUACGCCCAUCACUCCUACAUGCAAAGAAAGGAUAAUGUUAUUCUUGGAUACUUGAAAAGGAUGUCUACAAGAUGGCUCCCCAAGUCUGUAUUCAAUUUUCACAAAACGGCCAUUGAAAAAGCUUCGGAGAGCAAGGAUGGCCGCUGGGACCUCUUCCUUCGCUUUCUCCUGGGACUGUCGCUGAAGUCAAACCAGGAGCUCCUGGGUAGAAUACUGCACUUAGAGAUGGAUGGAGAGGAGGAUGUGGCAAGAACCAUCCAGUUUAUCAAGGAGAGGAUCAAAGAGGAACCAGAGGCCAAACUCAACCUGUUCCACUGCCUUAGUGAGCUCAAAGAGGAGUCUGUGGUGCGGGAGAUCCAGAGCUUUGUGAGUUCAGGGAACCUUGCAGCCAAAAAACUGUCUCCGGUUCAGUGGUCUGCACUCACAUUUGAACUGAUGACAUCAGAGGCAACAGAGGAAGAGUUCGACUUGAAGAAGUACAUAAGAUCAGAAGAAGGAGUAGUGAAGCUGCUGCCUGUCAUUACUUCCUCCACUCGUGCUCUGUUAAAUCGCUGCAACCUCACUGAGAACUGCUGUGAACUCUUGGCCUCUGCACUGAGCUCAACCUCCUCUCAUCUGACAGAGCUAGACCUGAGUGACAACAGCCUGAAGGAUUCAGGGGUGAAGCUGCUUUCUGAUGGAUUAGGAAGUCCACAUAGUAAAUUGAAGAGGUUGAGAUUGCAUAAGUGUAACCUGGAAGGAGACUGCUGUGAAGUACUGGCUGGUGCUCUCAGCACAGAGUCUACCCAACUCAUAGAACUGGACCUGAGUGCUAAUGACUUCCAGAAAACAGGAAUAAAGGCUCUGUGUAUGGGACUAUGCAGCCAUCACUGCAAACUGAAAACACUAAGGCCUCUUACUGACAAACAUGAAAUACUUAUCUGCAGGUUGAAUCAGUGCAAGCUGAAAGACAAUUGCUGUGAAGAUUUGGCUUCAGUUUUAAGAUCAGGCACAUCUAACCUGAAAAAUCUUGACCUGAGUAACAACAGUCUGAAGGAUUCUGGUGUAUAUCUGCUUACUGCUGGACUGAAGAGUCCACAUUGUAGACUGGAAACCCUCAGGCUCAGCUGGUGUGGCCUCACACAGAAAUGCUGCAAUCAUAUUGGCUCAGCUCUCAGCUCUGAGUCUUCCCACCUCAGAGAGCUGGACCUGGGUGGAAACAACCUGCAGGGUCCAGGCAUACAGCUGCUGUGUGCUGGACUGAGUAGUCCACACUGUAAACUGGAGACAUUGAGGUUAAAUGAAGGCAAUCUCCAGAAAUGCUGCGCUGAUUUUGUCUCAGUCCUUGACUCUGACACCUCUUACCUGAAAGAGCUUGAUUUGAGUGGGAAUGACCUGCAAGACUCAGAGGUGAAGCGGCUCUCUGCAGGACUAGCAAGUCCACACUGCAAACUGGAGACGUUAAGGCUGAUGUUCUGCGGUGUCACUGAGGAAGGCUGCACUUAUUUGGCUUCAGCGCUGAACUCCAACCCAUCCUAUCUGAGGCAACUGGACCUCAGCUACAACUACUUGCAGGACUCUGGAGUGAGGCUGAUCUCUGUUCAUCUGGAUAACCCGCUGAGUAAACUAGAAAAACUCAGUGUGGACCAUAAUGCAGAGUGCUAUUUGACAUCAACACUGAAAAACUAUGCAUGUACACUGACGUUUGACGUGAACACAGCUGCCAAGUCUCUCUUCCUGUACGACGGGGGAAAGCAGGUGACAUGGGUCAGAGAGAGACAGCAGUACCCAGAUCAUCCUGAGAGGUUUGAGAGUGUUUCCCAAGUGCUCUGUCACCAAAACCUCACCCAACGCCACUACUGGGAGGUGGAGUGGAGAGGACGCUGGGUGGAUGUCGCCGUGACAAUGAGGGGGAUUCGUCGAAGGGCGAGCUCUCACCUCUGUGGGUUUGGCUACACAGACCAGUCCUGGAGUCUGUACUGCUCUGAGGAUCACUACAGAGCUCAGCAUGACCACCAGUCUGUGGAGAUACCAGCACCUCUGUCUCGUUCCCACAGGGUCGGAGUCUAUCUGGACUGGCCAGGUGGCAUCCUGUCCUUCUACAGCGUCUCCUCUGGGACCCUGAGUCACCUUCACACAUUCUACAGCACUUUCAAUGAGCCCCUCUAUGCCGGGUUUGGGAUGGAGGAGGAUGACUGCUCUGUAAUUAUUUGUACAGAGGAGGACACGCCACAUCUCACUUCUCAUUCAGCCAGUGCUGAAAGAAUUCAAGAAUUUUAAAAGCAGGCAACAUGGGAAAUAAUUGAAUUUCUUAUGAAAGAAAUGGUGUUUUUAUGCUCAGAGAGUGGCAGCAAUGCUGGAGAAUGAUAUGUCGUCAAUAGAAAAAUAUUUUGUAGUUGUUAAAAUCUAAGACAAAAUGAUCAAAUGUAGUGUAUAAAAACAUAGACACUGUAAAAAGGGUUCAUGUAAAUUUGGUAGCAUCCAGCCAACUGUAAACUUUCAGCUAUAAUAUGUUAAAGUGCUGAUAAAGAUGACACAUUCUAGAAAACAAAGUGAACAGAAGAGCAAGUGUAUUUUUUGGUUAUUGUUUGGUUUAAUACCUUUAAAGUAUACUAUAUGGUUGGAUCUUAGUCCUUCAAUAUUCACAAAACUAACUAACCCUAACUCAAUGGUUGGACUCAGUUUUAUUAAAUACUGUAGGAGUCUGGGGUUUUGAGGUUUCCCUUGACAGUAAUGCUAUUCAGAGCCAUGAGAUGUUUUCUUGUAGUGUAUAAAUUUACUGCUAAGCAAGCAAUUAAAGACGAUUUGGGAGGGGAGCCAUUUCCCGUGACGCAAAGGUUGUGAAAUUGCCUUGUUUGAUUGCGACAGGACAGACUGACAAAAAAGAUCUUGAACUGUGUGAACUGUCUGUGAACACAAUCAUCCUGGAUUGCGAGAGGUCACAACAGGAUUUUCCAUUGGUGAUCUCCUUAGGAAUAACUUGAAAUGUAACAUAAAUUAAAUUUGUAAGAAGAAGAAUUAUACUUUCAGAGAAUGCAAAGGUCUCUUUGUGCUCAGUGAAGACUGAUACUUUACCACUAGCAAUUAAGGUAGGCAGAUAUAAAAGCAUUCCCAAAGAGCAACCUUUGUGUGUGUUUUUUGUGAUCUUGGGGUUGUUGAGGAUGAAUUUCAGUGUGUAUUCCGCUGCCCUCCAUGUACUGACUGAACGAAAUAAAGAAUUUGUUUGACAAGA